Nycticebus coucang (slow loris) is the source of this 780-nucleotide messenger RNA. Its product is annotated as NKG2-C type II integral membrane protein-like. The record is from RefSeq and is a predicted model, not a curated record. NCBI's taxonomy places the organism in Eukaryota, Metazoa, Chordata, Mammalia, Primates, Lorisidae. The coding region runs from base 1 to 780 and encodes 259 amino acids. The transcript is spliced from 6 exons. Gene Ontology annotation, biological process: stimulatory C-type lectin receptor signaling pathway; positive regulation of natural killer cell mediated cytotoxicity.
AUGAAAGACCAAACAGUCACCUUCUCAAGACUGAACCUGGCCAAGGACCCAAAGAGGCAUCAAAGAAAACCUAAGGGUGGGAAAAGCUACCUUUCAGAGACUGAACAGGAAAUAACCCCUGAGGAAUUAAACCUUCAAAACGCUACUCUGAAUCUCCAGGGGGAAGACAAGCCGGGCUCCCACACAUGUUGUCUUCUCCGUAAACCCUCUAAACAGCUGUCUCCACCUUCCCUUCUCAGUGUCUCUGUCUCUCUCCCUGCAGUCUUACCGUUACCUCCAGACAAGCACCAGUUCACAGCUGAGAUCCUGGGAGUCAUUUGCAUCGUCCUGCUGGCCUCUGUGUUAAAAAUGAUAGCUUUUAUUAUAAUAACGCAGACGCAGAACAAUUCUCUCCCAAACGUCACCACUCAGAAAGGAUAUCCUUGUGGUCAUUGUCCAGAGGAGUGGUUCACAUAUUCCAGCAAUUGUUACUACAUUGGUAAGGAACUAAAAACCUGGAAUGAGAGUUCGAUGGCCUGUGCUUCUAAGAACUCCACUCUGCUUUAUGUAGAUGAUGAAGAAGAAAGGAAAUUUCUGAGCAUUCUGUUAUGGCAUUCCUGGACUGGAGUCUUUCGUCAGAGCAGUGGUCAUCCAUGGGUGUCAAUAAAUGGCUCAGCUUUCAAACUUAACAUAACAGAAAUAGAACCUGGUAAACGGAACUGUGCUGCGCUAACCUCAGGUAAACUUCAAUCAGAUGAAUGUGGAUCUUCAAAAAUUUACAUCUGUAAGCACAAGCUUUAG